AUGGCCGGAAAGAACAAUAUAAAUAAACCAAAGAUCAAGUUGAAUGCAAACAGUCAUGCUAAACAUUUAGGAAGCAAAAGAGCUGCUCGCGCUCGUUCUAAUGCAUCUACCAGAUCAUCACUUGGAAGAUACGCUGAUAAAGCUACUACUGCACCAAGACCAACUGAUUCCGUUGCCCUUGCAUUAUAUACUGGUGAAACUCCAGGUCCAGUAAACACUAUGACUAAUGUCACCUUAUCCAAGAAGAGAGCUAAGAAGAUCGCUAGAAACCAAAAAUAUUUUGCUGCUAACAUCAAGACCAAGAGUGACGAUGUGACCAUGGAAAUCGAUAAUGAAACCGUUGAAGAAAAACAAAGUAAGUUGGAUCAAAUCAAGAAGGCUUUAUGGAGUGUUAUUGAAAACCACUCCAAGAAUGGUUACUCUGUUGUGGCUGAUGCCGAAGGUACCACUUUGGGAGUUCAAAGUUUUUAA
Messenger RNA from Spathaspora passalidarum NRRL Y-27907, 471 nucleotides. RefSeq lists its product as uncharacterized. The record is from RefSeq and is a predicted model, not a curated record. Bases 1 to 471 code for a protein of 156 amino acids. Lineage: Eukaryota; Fungi; Ascomycota; Pichiomycetes; Serinales; Debaryomycetaceae. The transcript has a single exon.